UUAAUCGGAUACCAAGAUGCUGGGCUCCGGAUUCAUCGAGUUCGAACUGGAAUAUUCAAAAACCACGAACCUUUCAGUCGGCGACGUCGUCCACUCCGAUGAGAUCUUUGCCGGAGGGCACGUCUGGAAGAUAUACUGCUACCCAUAUGGCACCAAGAAGACCAGCACAGGCAGAUACGUCUCUCUGUACCUACGGCUCGUCAGCAAAGCCAAAUUUGUCAAGGCCAUCUUUGAGGCUUCCCUGCUACGCAGGGGCGGUCCUGGGCGUGCAAAAAGAUGCACCAAGGUGUACCCACCUAAUGGCAUCAGCUCUAGGAGCAGGGGAUGGCAUGAGUUUGUAAGCCGAAGCGAUCUGGAGUCUGGUUCCGUCCGGAAAGGAUGCGUUACAUUCUUAUGUGGGAUCACGGUUCUGUGUGACAGCUCCAUUGCUGUGCCAUCCUCGGACAUAGAGAGCCAUCUUGGCGGUCUGCUGGAUCGCUCCGAGGGAACGGAUGUUUCAUUCUGCGUGAAAGGCAAGACGUUUCACGCGCACCGGGCAAUUCUCGCCGCGCGGUCACCGGUCUUCAAGGCGGAGCUCUUCGGCCCCAUGGCCGAGGCUACAAUGGCGUGUGCCACGCUGCACGAAAUUGAACCUUUGGUGUUUAAAACCCUGCUUCGGUUCGUGUACACUGAUUCCCUGCCUGUAGACAGAGAGCUUGGGGACUCUGUCACUGAUAUGGGAAAACAUCUUCUUGCUGCAGCUGAUCGGUAUGCAUUGGACCGGUUGAAGCUUGCAUGUGCUCAGAAGUUGUGGGAAGGCGUGUCGGUCGAUACGGUUGCGGAUGCUUUAGCUUGCGCUGAGAUAUACAAUUGCCAAGAGUUGAAGAGCAGGUGCAUUGACUUUGUUAUGGCAAAAGAUAAUUUCAAGAAGACUGUGUUGACUGAAAGUUUCAUUAGCUUGUUGCAUAAAUUCCCCUCUAUUCGUGCUGAGCUGAGAGCGAAGGUUGGGAGUUGAGACAUAGGUUAGUGGGAUGCAUCUCCACUUAUGUUUCAGGCGUCAAGGAUUGCUUUGCACUGGAUUAGACGGAAAAAAAUCGUUGCCAAGUGAUACUGGCAAGUAAGGGGACAUGGAGGAAAUCGUGGUACAGUUCAGAUACAGAGCUAUGGAUGUGCACUGUCCUGAAGCUUUGUAUGCUACUUUCGGUUCUGCACCAUUUUAUCCUGGAUGUGCACACUGUCCUGAAGCUUGUUUU
Triticum dicoccoides is the source of this 1232-nucleotide messenger RNA. Its product is annotated as BTB/POZ and MATH domain-containing protein 1-like. The record is from RefSeq and is a predicted model, not a curated record. Lineage: Eukaryota; Viridiplantae; Streptophyta; Magnoliopsida; Poales; Poaceae. The transcript has 2 exons. Bases 17 to 994 code for a protein of 325 amino acids. Gene Ontology annotation, biological process: protein ubiquitination. Gene Ontology annotation, molecular function: protein binding.